GCCACCCAGUAUAAUUAAGUGCUGGCUAGUCGGCCAGUGUUGGCUACAAAUCCAUUCGUUUCGUCCCGUCUGUUGUGUUUUUUGCUAUUGUUAAAGGGGCAUAUGCUUUCCACGCUUUUUUAAGAAAAAGAGUGGACACGAGGUGCAAAGAUAAACUUAAAUAAGUGAAAAAGCUGAGACGUGAAAUUGAAAGUAACUGAGCGAAACGACACGGUGACGGAAAACUGAUCUCUAAAGGAGCAAAGGGCAAGUAAACGAGAAUCGUUCGCCCUAGAAAUCAUGGCACACGUGGAGGUUCCGAUGGGGGAGAUGCAAGCUCCGCCUGUAGAAAAGCAUACAGCUACGAACGGCUUUGAAUUUCUGCAGCUACCUCAGCUACCACUUGGGCAGAUAGGCUAUCCUCAAGCUCACAACUGGAUCGAGCACAGAAAAGCGAAUGUUCGGCCAUGGUCGUUGUUUCUGAACACAAACAAUAUCAGACCACCACCUAAUAUAAGCAGACUGGGUAAACGGAUUGUGAAGAACAUUGAGUAUUUCCAAAGCAAUUAUCUGUUUGUGUUUAUUGGACUCGUGAUAUAUUGCUUACUCACCUCACCUCUGUUGUUGCUGGCAGUUGUCGCUUAUCUCGGAAUAUGUUAUAAACUGUCUCAGCGGCAUUCGAGGCAGGAACUAAUGAUAUUUAAUCACAGAUUGACCCUGGUGCAAGUGUACUCUCUGGUUGGAAUCUGCUCACUGCCUGUAUUUUUUCUAGUUGGGGCGCAUGCAGCUGUCUUUUGGGUACUUGGAGUCUCUUGGUUUAUGAUAACACUUCAUGCUGCCUUUUAUAAUAUUGACGCAGUAUUGUGUCCAGGAGAGGAGGAACUCAAUGCAUUAGUUAUGCAGGAAGUAUGAUUACAAAAGACUUAAUUUAUCACUAAAAAGAUAAUUCCUUCCUUUAAUCUCUCUAAAAAAUAUUCAGGAUAUUGAUUUUGUUUAUUUUGUAUACGUUUAGAUAGUGAAAUGUGAAUGAUUUAUACAAAAACUAUAUACAAUUACAUAUUAUUUAAUAAUUUGAUGUUACCUCCUGUACAUAAUGUAUAUAUUUAUAUAAAUAUGUAUUAAAGGUAUCUAUUCAUGUAACCGCAUAUCUUAAUAAUAAGUAUUUUACUAAAUACAUGGCAAACGUGUUUAUAGAAUAGUGAGCACAUCGGCGAAUAAAACAUACAUUUCUUGCACAAGCGCAUAAUUAUAUGUAAAUAUAUUUGUAUGAGGAAUGUAGAACAUUUUCAUGGCUCGCUUAAAUUAGUAACAGAAUUUGAAAAAUAUUUGAUACGAGUUGAACGCUUUGUACACAGAUUUUAAAUAAAUUUCCAAGUUAAUGAAGUAG
Molecule: messenger RNA, 1366 nt
Organism: Monomorium pharaonis (pharaoh ant)
Lineage: Eukaryota; Metazoa; Arthropoda; Insecta; Hymenoptera; Formicidae
Product: prenylated Rab acceptor protein 1
Exons: 4
Coding region: 280-891 (203 amino acids)
Cellular component (GO): Golgi apparatus
Source: RefSeq, a predicted model, not a curated record